GACGCGACGAACAUUAUAUGAGAGAGAGCACAACCUGUGACCAACUGACUUUUCCUGGGAUCAAUGGCAAUGUGUUUAUGAGGAUAUCAACGUAGUUCAAAUCUGGAGGUUCUGACCUUCUGUGCCCUUAAUAUUACGACAACUAGCCCGGCAGAAGAUGUGGUGUUGACCAAUGUGUCGGUUCGAAUUGCUGGGAUCCACCAUCUUGCUAUUUCACGCCAUCUUUGGGAGGAAAGGACAGACUUAUAACUCUAAGUCACCAUGUUACACGAGAUCAUCCUCUCCCUCAGCGGCCAUCCCUCUCCCCUCCUUACAGCCGGCAGUUCAAAUGGGUCCUCCGACCUCCUCUCACCCCCCGAGAAGGCCCUCCUAGCCUCCAUUGCACAUCUUAGUAACUUGCAUUGCAAGUUGCUUUCCCAUACGGAUAGCAUAUCUUCCAGAAGCCAAUCCAGCAUCUGCCAAGCCGUCGCAACGUCAAUCCGAUCCACACACCUCGUUAUGUUCCAGCAGAAGGUUUUGGAUGUGGAAAGCAGUAUCCUUCAGAAGGACUCUGGAAUUGUCGGCGCUUACAAUGUAGUCCCACUCACUGCUAUUACUGGGCAGUUUUUAGAAUGGACCAGACGCAUGGAAUGGUUCUGGGAGAUUACAGAAUUUAUGGAAACGGAUGGUUGCACAGGGUCUGGCAUUAUUAACAGGCUAUGUGUUGAGAUGCAGACGGGGUACUCAGACAUUGAGCAGGUUGCGUCAAGUCUUGUGCAGGUUGCUGAGAGCGCUUGGCUCAAGCAAGCAUCUUGCUGGAUUUUACAUGGGCGCCUCCCUGCCUUCGGCGAACACGAUUUUUUUGUCUUUGAAGGAGAAAACGGUGAGUACGAGAUAAAGCAGGAAUUACGUCCAGACUUCAUAAGUAGGUCAACAGCAAGUUCGAUUCUGUUCGUUGGGAAAUCACUCACGCAGAUUCGAACCAAAAACGCCAAGUCUGCAACCAGCAUCGCGGCUCUCCUUCCAAAGCACUUGCAACUACUAUCAUCAAUCCCAUAUCCCAUCUCGACAUCCAAUCUCUCGACUUGCAUCACGUCAAUUCGAAAGAGCCUUUCACAAUCUGCUCUCCAGGAGUUACUACCUCUCUCAAAAAUCAUACAAAUUCUAGCGUUAUUCCAUGAUUUCUUCUUGCUCAGCCGCGGAGAGUUCGCGGUUGCGAUAAUAAAUGAAGCGGAUGAGAAGAUAAGGUCCCGAUGGCGCCGAUCAGAUAACCUAGCCUUUGAGAAACGAAGUGGACUAAGCGACGUUGUUGUUAAGGAAGGUGAGGUGGCAGCAGUGCUGGCACGUACGUGGGCAGCAAUAUCAGCUCUACAUGGUCUGAAUGACGAGGAUGAGGAUCAAUUAGAACUUGCCAGGAGUUUGAUGGAUCUUCGAAUCGUGAAGCCCAAAAAAGAAGAUGCGAGCUUGUCCAAAGCAAACCCGACGCCAUUCAGCACCUUGCUUUUAUCAGUCCCAACUAGUUUAUCGUUGAAGAUACCAUCACCACUGGACCUAUUUUUAACUUCGAAAGAAGUAGAUAUAUACGCAGACAUCCAUACUUACCUUCUUUGCAUCCGUCGGGCGCAUAUACGACUCUCCGACUUGUGGAAAAUCACAUCUCUUCGGAGAGACCACCCUCCACCACCUCCACCGCCACUCGGAAGCACACCCCAUGGCCGAGCAGCAACAAUAAAGUUGCGUCAACGUGGGAAAUCACGGAGUAGGCAAAUGCGUAGGGUGUGGGCAACAAGUAGCGCCGGAUUAUAUCUCCUUGGCGAAUUAGAGGCAUACUUCCACGGCGAGGUCGUGAAGGGGACUUGGGAGAGCUUACAGGAGUGGCUAAAUGGCCCUAUGCCUGCUUCAGCAUCGACAUCAGGCGCGGUUCCAGGUGCGGAUGAAGAUUCCGAUGAGGAUAUUUGGGCAGCUGCUGGAAAAGAGCUACCAGACACCAAACCCAACGACCAUUCUCACGACCCCCAAACUAUCUCAGUUGCCCAUCAACGCUACCUUUUGUCUCUCAAACACCAACUUCUACUCACCUCGCCAUCCUUCACCGAUCCCUUAUUCCAACUUCUGCAACAGAUAGACCACCUUGUUGCACUGGUACAUCGGAUUAACUCGGUUUGGUCAUCGCUCGAUCUCGAAACAGAUGAAGGUGUCAUCGACGCAUUCUCUGACUUCCACAAGGAGGAGACAGACGUUCAAGGCCAACUUGUAUUGGCGGCGCAGAACGUAAAGGAAGCCAUCAAUGUGCUGAUCCUGAGCUUGAGAGAUAUAGAUCUUGACGUUGAAGGGCGAGAGAAGAGGCUUGAGCAGCUUGAGGCGGAGAUUGUGGAUGUGGACCUGAGUGGGGAGGAUAUUUAUAAACCUAGGAAGGUUGGGAGGGUCGAUAGACUACUGAUGAAACUAGAUUUUGGAGGAUGGCUUGCUCCAUUAGAUACCGACGAAGGAGACUUCGAGUAAAUGCUAUGUCUGGAACAAGUGUGGGGAUAUAUUGCUGUGGGGCUACAGGGCUGUGUAUGACUUUAAUGAACC
Molecule: messenger RNA, 2553 nt
Organism: Pseudogymnoascus verrucosus
Lineage: Eukaryota; Fungi; Ascomycota; Leotiomycetes; Thelebolales; Thelebolaceae
Exons: 2
Coding region: 262-2481 (739 amino acids)
Biological process (GO): microtubule nucleation; cytoplasmic microtubule organization; mitotic cell cycle
Cellular component (GO): spindle pole; gamma-tubulin complex; equatorial microtubule organizing center
Molecular function (GO): gamma-tubulin binding; microtubule minus-end binding
Source: RefSeq, a predicted model, not a curated record